AUGGAGGAGGAGCUGGCGGGGGAGACCGACGGCCUGCUUCCUCUGGAGAGGCAGCUCCACGAGGCCGCCCGCCGGAACGACAUUGGGAGGAUGCAGGAGCUGAUCGGGAGGAGGGUGAACGUCAGGGCCAGAAACCACGUGGGCAGGGUGGCCCUGCACUGGGCCGCAGGCGCGGGGCAUGAGCAGGCCGUGCGGCUGCUCCUGGAGCACGAGGCUGCUGUGGACGAGGAGGACGUGGUACGUGGCCCCUCGCUGAGGCGCGUCUGUUUUGGGAUGAACGCACUUCUCCUGUCUGCCUGGUUCGGCCACUUGCGGAUCCUCCAGAUCCUGGUCAACUCGGGGGCCAAGAUCCACUGUGAGAACAAGGAUGGCCUGACCUUACUGCACUGCGCAGCCCAGAGAGGCCACGUGCCAGUGCUGGCGUUCAUAAUGGAGGACCUGGAGAAUGUGGCCCUGGACCACGCAGACAAGCUGGGAAGAACGGCAUUUCACAGGGCAGCUGAGCACGGGCAGCUGGACGCUCUGGACUUCCUCGUGGGCUCUGGCUGUGACCACAGCGUCAAAGACAAGGAGGGGAACACGGCUCUUCACCUGGCUGCCGGCCGGGGCCACGUGGCCGUGCUGCAGCAGCUGGUGGACUUUGGGCUGGACCUGGAGGAGCAGAACGUGGAAGGCCUGACCGCCCUGCACGCGGCCGCGGAAGGGAUCCACCCGGACUGCGUUUGGCUCCUCCUCGGGGCUGGGAGCAGCGCGAACGCCCUCACCCAGAAAAAGCUGAGCUGCCUCCACUACGCGGCCCUCAGUGGCUCUGAGGACGUGUCUCGGGCCCUCAUCCUCGCAGGAGGCUGCACCAACGUGGCUGAUCAUCAGGGCGCCUCUCCUCUGCACCUUGCUGUGAGGCACAACUUCCCUGCCUUGGUCCAGCUCUUCAUCAACGCCCACAGUGACUUGGAUGCCACCGACAAUAGGCAGCAGACGCCCCUUCACCUGGCCGCUGAGCACGCCUGGCAGGACAUAGCAGAGAUGCUCCUUGUUGCUGGGGUUGACUUAACCCUGACAGAUAAGCAAGGAAAAACCGCGCUGGCGGUAGCCGCCCGCAGCAACCACGUCAGCCUGGUGGACAUGAUCAUAAAAGCUGAUCGUUUCUACAGAUGGGAGAAGGACCACCUUGCAUGCAGGGACUCCAGUGACCCCUCUGGGAAGAGCUUGACCUUUAAGCAGGACCACCGGCAGGAAACACAGCAGCUCCGCUCCGUGCUGUGGCAGCUGGCCUCCAGGCAUCUGCGGCCCCACGAGUGGAAGAAGCUCGCAUAUUCCUGGGGGUUCACUGAGGCCCACGUCUAUGCCAUCGAGCAACAGUGGACAGGUACCAGGAGCUACCAGGAGCACGGCCACCGGAUGCUGCUCAUUUGGCUGCAUGGUGUGGCCAUGGCUGGCGAGAACCCCAGCAAAGCGCUGUUCGAGGGCCUCGUGGCCAUUGGCAGAAGGGACCUGGCAGGCUGGAGUGCAGUGGCGUCAUCAUAG
Messenger RNA from Lemur catta (Ring-tailed lemur), 1524 nucleotides. RefSeq names its product ankyrin repeat and death domain containing 1A (gene ANKDD1A). Gene Ontology annotation, molecular function: protein binding. The transcript is spliced from 15 exons. The record is from RefSeq and is a predicted model, not a curated record. Lineage: Eukaryota; Metazoa; Chordata; Mammalia; Primates; Lemuridae. The coding region runs from base 1 to 1524 and encodes 507 amino acids. Gene Ontology annotation, biological process: signal transduction.